Molecule: messenger RNA, 1565 nt
Organism: Leptomonas pyrrhocoris
Lineage: Eukaryota; Euglenozoa; Kinetoplastea; Trypanosomatida; Trypanosomatidae
Exons: 1
Coding region: 270-1565 (431 amino acids)
Cellular component (GO): cytoplasm
Molecular function (GO): protein binding
Source: RefSeq, a predicted model, not a curated record
GCGCAUUCAAUUGUAUUAAAGACUUUCUCUCCCCCCCCCCUCGUGAGGUUCGCAGAUCGUCGGAUCAUUGCGCCUGUCACAACGUGGAGAAGUAAAAAUAAAAAAAAUAGGAUUUCGUCCUUCCAUAGAAAAACACAGCCUCCCAGCACCGCCACCGUUGUGGGAAAAAUAGAUUUUGCCCAAUGAGUAGUCGAACUACGGACCCGUUGAAUACACCUGCAGCCGUUUAAAAUAUCGGAAAGAGAAAGAAGAAGGAUUUGCCACUUGCCAUGGAGCUGAAUCUUUCAAAUCGAGGUCUCUUCUCCUUCGAUGCAGCCCAAGCGAGACAGAGCUGGACGAAGACCACUCGGCCCACCAACCGUAGCUCGAGUGCCGCCCCUGCGUCGAUGGAAGGUUUGGUCCCUGUAAUCCGUCAGCUGAACUUGGCCUUCAACUCCCUCCACAUCUUCACCGGAGGAGAGACGCUGCGGGGGCUUGCCGUUUUGGAUUUGUCGCACAACGCACUUACGCAGCUGCGCGGACACUCGUUACCUGCUACGUUAGUGAAGCUGAACCUUUCACACAAUCGUCUCGCGCAGCUUGCCCAACUGGCGGGCUGCACACCUCGGUUGCAGGAGCUGGACGUGGGUCACAAUCAGCUCUCCGCCUCUGCCCUGCGAGGGCUUCCUGUGUCGCUGACCCAACUCAACGUGGAAAGCAACGUUAUCGAGUCACUGGCGCCCUUCACCGCUCUUCUUCAUUUGUCGAAGCUGAACGUAGCAGAGAAUCAGCUGGAAAGCAGUGACACGCUGCAGUCACUCCGUCCGCUGCUCUCACUCCGCUUUCUCGACCUUCGCGGAAAUCCAAUCUGCGAGAAAACCGGACCCACUUUUCUCCGGCAACCCAGUCGUGGUUCACACAACAGCAGCAUCACCACCACCACCACCACCAGCAACGUACAGACCGCAAAAAACAGCGGCGAACCGCAGAGCCUGCUCGGCAUUCUGAACACCGCUGUGCCCCGCCUUUCGCAUCUCAACGGCCUGGCCCUCUCACAGGCGCCGGAGAAUCGGAUGUUGAAAAGUGGCCGCGCGGAACAAGCCAGAAAGCAAGGGAGGUCAACGUCGAACAGGAGAGACGCGUCGAGAAGCGGCAGCAAGGAGUUUCAUCGCAGCGACUCUUCGCAGCGAAGGGGCACGCGGGAGGUGGAGAAAGGUGGUGGUGAUGCCACUGACAAGUCGUACGCAAGCAGCAGCUGUGACGCCUCCGCCACGCGGCCGGCGUUGGAGGUGCGUCUCAUGCAGGCUAAGGUGAGUGAGCUGCGCCGUCUGCUGCUCGCCGCGCAAGAUACGGAGACCAAAGCGCGCCAGGAGCGCUCGCUGCUCACGGAGAACGUGAAACGCACCGCGGUGGUGAUUGAUCAACAGGGAGCGGAGCUGGAGAAGCUGCAAGAGGACAUCGCGCGGCUUCGCGAGGAAGAACUGCAGCUUCGUGUGCCGAUCGCUGCGGCGGAGGAGUCAUUUGAGCAGGUGCACGCGUCGCUGCUGGCCACCAAGGCGAAAGCAAGCGCAGCGAGUGUAAAGUAG